AUGACUUCCUUUAUUUUUAGCCCCGAAAAAGAUUGUUCCACUCUGACAGCAUUUGGGCUGGAUUCUGCCAUUGUUCCUCCUUCGUUCUCAAAUUCUACACGGCAGGCAAAGGACAGAGCAGCAAGCUCUAUGGAUAACAAAAAGGGACCGUUCGAAGUGCUAGUGACAGGAGCAGCGGGGUUUUUGGGAUCGAACCUGGUCGAUUUCCUCCUUGGGAAUGGCCAUACUGUGAUUGGGCUUGACAAUUUCCAGAGUGGCUUCUCGAAAAAUUUGUGCCAUUUAGAAAACCAUUCUCAGUUUCAAUUUCUCAAGCACAAUAUCCAAGAUCCUCUUCCAGAGUUGGAAGGAAUCGACCAGAUCUACAAUCUAGCUUGCCCAGCAAGCCCGGUUCAUUAUCAAAAGGACCCGGUGUCGACCUUAAAUACUUGUUUCCUCGGUACUCGAAAUCUGUUAGAGCUUGCGAGAUCCAGAAAUAUACGUAUUUUGCAUACCAGCACCUCAGAAGUCUAUGGCGACCCCUCCAUUCACCCCCAGCCAAAGCACUACUGGGGUAACGUGAACCUAUUCGGCCCACGAGCCUGCUAUGAUGAAGGAAAACGCGUUGCCGAAGCCCUCUUUUACGCCUACCGAGAGCAACACGGCGUCGACAUUCGAAUUGCACGAAUCUUCAACACAUACGGACCACGAAUGGGCGCAAGCGACGGUCGCGUCGUGUCCAACUUCAUCGCAUCUGCAUUGUCCGGGGAUGAUCUAAAGAUUACCGGUGACGGCAAGGCGACUCGCUCGUUCCAAUAUGUCACCGACUGUAUGCAGGGGUUGUAUGCGCUCAUGAAUAGCGACUAUAGUAAAGGCCCGGUGAAUAUCGGUAAUGAUCGGGAAUUUACUAUCCAGCAGCUAGCUGAACUUGUGAUCGGGCUUGUUUCGCAGAUGACUGGCCGGUGUAAGGCCUCUAUUGCAUAUCUGCCACCGUUGGUAGAUGACCCUACAGUGCGCAGGCCGGAUAUUACGUUGGCAAGAGAAGUUCUAUGCUGGGGACCCGUUAUCCGGCUAGAAGAGGGAUUGCGGAGAACGAUCGAAUGGCAUAUCAAUGAGAGGCGGUCUGACUGA
This is a messenger RNA of Penicillium crustosum, 1107 nucleotides long. Its product is annotated as UDP-glucuronic acid decarboxylase family protein. Gene Ontology annotation, molecular function: UDP-glucuronate decarboxylase activity; NAD+ binding. The coding region runs from base 1 to 1107 and encodes 368 amino acids. Gene Ontology annotation, cellular component: cytoplasm. Gene Ontology annotation, biological process: D-xylose metabolic process. The record is from RefSeq and is a predicted model, not a curated record. The transcript has 4 exons. NCBI's taxonomy places the organism in Eukaryota, Fungi, Ascomycota, Eurotiomycetes, Eurotiales, Aspergillaceae.